Molecule: messenger RNA, 5130 nt
Organism: Pecten maximus
Lineage: Eukaryota; Metazoa; Mollusca; Bivalvia; Pectinida; Pectinidae
Product: alpha-endosulfine-like
Exons: 3
Coding region: 102-563 (153 amino acids)
Cellular component (GO): cytoplasm
Molecular function (GO): protein phosphatase inhibitor activity
Source: RefSeq, a predicted model, not a curated record
GAUUGGAUAACUUUUCAUGACGUCACCCAGUCGCCAUAUUUUUGGUACAGAGAGCAAGUGGCGCUCAAUUUUGUUGCUGGGUGUAUAUUGCUAAACCAAGCAUGUCUUCGGAAGAUUUGUCAACCGAACAAAUAUCAGGCGACCAAGGUGGACCUGACAACGACAGCCAGGAAGAACAGAGGGAAUCACCUACUCUAAAGGGGGAGUUUGUUCAUCCAGCACCCCCAAAGAAGAUGUCAACAAGGGAAGAAAUGAUACAGGAAGAAAAGAAGGAAGAGAAAAAGCUGAAGAGCAAAUAUCCUAAUUUCAAUUCAAAAGCAGGAGGAUCGGCCCUGCUGGCCAAGAGGAUGCAACAAAGGAAAUAUUUUGAUUCUGGAGACUAUAUGAUGGCACAGGCAAAAGUGAACAACCCAAAGAUUCCUCUUGCACCAAAAGAAAAAAAGAUGAUUUUACAAGAAUCCAUUGGUGAUGCUAUCCCGACUCCAGAAAAUCUGCCUCCUCGCAAAGCCUCAUUAGCCACAAGUAAACUGGCAUCUGGACAGCUGGCUGGCCCACUGAUAUGAUCAUGUGCUCUAAAACAAUCCUCAGUAAUAAGAUAUUGAAACACAAGGCAAUUCACUGUGUGGAACCUGUGCUGUGGGAGUGUUGCAGACCUGUUUAUAAGUCAUUGUUAACAUAUAGGUUAGUGUCGCUUGCGUGACGUUGACUUAUCAAUGUACUGUAUCAACUGUAAGCCACUUCCACGGUAGUGAGAGUCAUGGUUCUUCACAAGAGAUUUAAAUUUACUGUAGUCGCCUUUGAUACAGGGUCUGUUAUGGAUGAUUGCAGAACUUUGCAGUUGAUAUAUUGACAAAGAGUCUGUUCAAUGAUGACUUACAGUAUAUUUUAACAUUGUAUAAAUUUAGUCAAGUUUGACACAGUAUUAUCAGCAAUGAUUGACUGCCAUGAUAAUUUUCACACAGUAAUGUCACUUCAUCGAUCGGCUGUCAUUGUCAUUAAUAUUGUUGACCUGUACCUGACCUAUGGUCAGUGUUUGGAUGGUUGUGGUCAAUUUCACACACACAGGUUCCUUGAGCAGUUCAAUCGGCUGAUUUAGUCAAUUUUGACACAGAAUAUGUGAAAAGUGGUUGGCAGUCAAUUAUGACACUAAAUUCUGUGAUCAAUGCUUGACUAUUUGUUUACUUUAACACUGCAAACAGCUCUGUUUUUGCAGUCAUUUUUUUUCCACUAGAAUCUGAUAGGGAUAUAAAUAUUUUAUGGUUUCAUAACUUUCAUUGUAAUUUUCUGCAUGUCAGACACUAACUGAUUUAUUUGAGGUUGAUCAUUUUUGAUUUCCCCCUUUUCAUGCAUUUUUAAAUGAGUGUUGAAUUACACAUCACAGCAUAUCAAAAUGUACAUUUUGAAAUGAAACGAUUGAUUGGAAUGUCGGUUUGUUUUAUCUUGGUUCAGAACUGGUACAUACCAACCUAUAAAAACAACGGAGGACAGUUUUCUGUUAUCAAUAAAUUCAUUCUUUCGUAAUUAUUUCACAAUAAUCCCAUACCUAGUAAUAAGACCAUGCAUGCGUGUUCCAGUAAUAAUGCCCACACAUACUAUAAUUGUAGAUAUUGCAAUAAUUGCACAUUUGUUGGAGUAAAAGUUUGUUGGCCCCAAAGAGAUUCAGGUGUAUUGCAAGUUAAAUAUUGUAAUCAAAGUAAAUGUGAAAAACAAGUUAUGAUAAAAGAUGUUGGACUGUUUAUGUUGUAUACAGUUUAAUUUGCUGCAUGAUUAAUAUUGAAAUCAACACCUUCAUUAUUUGUCUAUGAUACAAGUACAUUGUAGGAUCUGGAAUCAGGAAUCAAUCAGAUUCACUUUAAUUGUAUUAAUACAUGCAAAACUCCAGAUUAAAAAAAUAUAUAAACAUAUUUAUUUAAAGCAUGUGAGUUGAAUAAAUGACUAGCAAAAAUCACAGCACCCUGAUGGAAUUAUUCCCACACUAAUGGUGGGAAAUAAAGAGAAUAAUUUGAUUAUUUCUGGUUUUACUGUAAUAAAAAUGUUAUCAUUAUCAUUGAAAAAGAAUUAUCAUCGCCGACAAUAGUAUGGAGAAGUUUUACCUAAGUACGCAGAUAGUUUUUCAUUGAAAAUACAUCAUCUUUUCAUUAUACAUACAGUAUAGCAUUCCCAAACUAUGUUUACACUACAAAAUAUUUAUUAUUGCUAUACCUCCCAACGUUUGUUUCAAAUGAAGCUUAUUGAAAAAAAAUGUUAUUGUUGUACGAGUGUACAUUUCAUACAUAACAGCAUUUUUUGGUUGGUGUGAAGUAUAUAGUACAGUAUCAUGUAGUUGUGCCAUUUACAUGCCACUGUGAAGUUUAUUAUCCUUUCUCUGCAAGUUUAUUUUUGACUUUAUGAUAAUAAAAUUAGUCUACAUUGACUUAAGGUUUAAAUAUUGUGUAAUUGUCAAUGUUACCAAGAGCUUUUAAAUGAUGAAUGUAAAAUAUCAUGCAGCACUACUUGGUUGGUAGAAAUGAAAUGACGUGUACAUGUCCAUAGUUGCUACCUGUUUUUUGUGAGUUCGAUAAUCAGGAGAUUCUAAUAAUCUACAUUAUCUUAAAUUGUGUAGAAUUUUAUGUAAACACCCCAGGACCAGACGAGCAGAUGCCAUGGCAAAACGUCUAUCCAACUGUCUGUCUGUUGUCCGUCAACUUUCCUUUAAAUUGCUACUUUUCCUAAAGGACUGGAUUGAUUUUGACCGAAUUUAGUCGGAAGCAUCCUUUUGGGAAGUGAAACAACUUUUUCAUAAAUGGAGGAUUUGGGCCCAAUUGGGGAAAUAGAAGAAAUGGCGUAACUAAAAAACCUGUAAUUUGACAUAUGUUUGGUGUUUCUUAAAAAUAUUACCAUUAUAAUGCAAUCCUGGCUUCUGAUUGGUCAAUAUUUAGAUAUUGGCUGAUUUCGUCUAAAUUUGUUAUACAGAGGAAUUAGGGGAUGCUGAACAUCACUGCAUGGGUUUUGUUAAGCACAUAGUGGCUUUGAUUGGUCAAAAUGUAAUUAUUGGAUGAUUCUGAUCAAAUUUGGUAUACAGGGAUAUUUGAGGAUGUCGCACAUCACUGUAUAGGCUUUGUUGCCAUGGCAACCAUGCUGAAGCAAAUAGUGGCCUCUUAUUGAUUUAGUGCUAUUUAAUUAAAUUUGAUAUAUAGGUGAAUAAGAGAUACUGUAUAAAUAUUGGCCUCUGAUUGGUUGAAAUAUUUGCCAAGUUUGAUCUGAAACAUUCGAUCCAAUUUUGUAUAUACUGUGUAACCUCUAGAAGCCUGAUGGGAAGGGUCCAAAAGGAGAAAUAUACCAAAUUAUUUCAAAUCCUUUUUCAGUAAGAAAGAAAGGAUUUCAUCUUAAUUUGGUCUGAAGUAUCCUUUGGUAAGGGCAAGCUAAUUUUGUAUAAACUGUGGCUGCAUGUGCUCAAGGGCGUGAAAGGUGGGAUCCAAAAGGGGAAAAAUGGAAAAUGAAAAUUCUUUAAAAUCUUUUUGGGAAUGAAAUGACUUGGUCUAUAUUCUGUGUGAAUCAUCCUUGGAUGAAGGGACCCCCCAUCCCCUACAUGUUAUUUUUUAUUGUUUAUCCUUUGAUAGGGCUUGCAAUGGAGGGGUGGAGCCAAAUAAGCAUCCAUGGGUAAAGUGGAACCUGUUUUGUAUAAGUUGUUGGUCACUGCAGGGACCUGAGGAAUGGGACUUGCAAUGAGAAAUAUAGCAAAUUCUUUAAAAUCCUUUGUUCUUAAUUUUGUAAAUUUGAAAGAGUAUUAUGGUAUGGUAUUGUCUGUCCGUCUGUCUAUUGUAAACUUUUGUUUGUCCGGAGAUAUACAAUAUUUUACUGGUCUCUUUGAAACUUGGGGCCGGAUAGGGAAAUAUAGCAAAAUAUGUUUUUGGUUUGAACCAUUAUUUGGAGAGGCAACUCAAAUACAAGUGUAUAGAAGAUAAAUAAUUGUAACAUAGCAAACAAUAGUAUUUUUCCUUGAUUACUGAAAUAACCAGGUGAGCAUUGCAGGCCCUCUUGGCCUUUACGUUUUUCUGUUGCACUUUGUGAUCAUGCUAACUUGAAUAAAUAUGGAAAGAUUUUCAAGAUAUUGGGCCAGAAGCAACUGCAUUCUGGGAUGAAGUUAAAUCAAAUGAAUGGACUGGCCCAAUUUCAAGGUCACAGGGGUCAAAUAUCUUGAAGCCCCACACAAUAUAUAUGCUAUCAUAAUGAAAAUGUCAUUGUAGUGCUAUUUUAGAGGAAAACAUUUGUACAUCUGUCAUUAUUGAGUUGAGUUUGUCAAACAUGUUCUGGGAAUAAGUUGUAUGUGCCAGAUCUGUGUAGAUGUAUAGAGAUUAGGACAGGGAAGUAUCUGAUGACAGGCAUUUAUUCAAAGUAGAUUAUUUAGCCUUUUCUCUUGAUUUUUAUGUUUCCUUGAUUCAGUGUAGAAUUACUUCUCAUUGAUAGUUUGAGCAGUCAGUAGUUAUUUUCCCUGUAUGUUAAGGACAAGCUAAAAGUCCAAGUCUACGUUUUUUUUAAAAACUUAAUACUGUAACUGCCAUAGCCAUGAUGAAGUUCAUUUUGUGCACAUCUUUAUAUAAGGUCAUUUUAAAUCAAAAUGAUUUUGAUUUCCUACCAUGUAAGAAUAGCUAUCAGCAAAACCUGUUUGAAAACUUAAAAUAACUCAUAAAUGAACUAUAAAGAGGCUGAAAAUUGACUAUACAUAUGUAUAUCUUUUCUCUUUUUGCUAACGAAACAUACUGUGUUUAGUUUUCCAAAUAAUUUACAAAUUGCUUAAUAACUUGCUGUAUUGACAUAUUUCUUUUUUCCUUUGAAGAAAUAAAUAUGUUCAAGACAUGAAAUUAGAAAGUGCAAGAGAUAUAUGUAGUUACCUAAUUAUUUUGUACAAUAGCACACUUAAUUGCCACAUGUAGAAUUUAGUAAUAUGUUGAUACUGAACAUAUAUAUGUGUGCAAUGCAUGCCAUAGCUGGUCACACUAUGUACUCAGUGGAUGGAUUGAAUGGUUUGUGAGGACACUUUACUUGUUUGUAAGGAAUCUGAGAGGAUAUAUGUACAGUACAUGUAUUUUUGUUGGAUAUAGUUAUUUUGUUAUUGUAGAUGUGUUAAUAAAUACAUCUUGUCAUCCUUAA